Cydia strobilella is the source of this 6111-nucleotide messenger RNA. RefSeq lists its product as uncharacterized. Gene Ontology annotation, biological process: establishment of protein localization to organelle. The record is from RefSeq and is a predicted model, not a curated record. Bases 195 to 1079 code for a protein of 294 amino acids. Lineage: Eukaryota; Metazoa; Arthropoda; Insecta; Lepidoptera; Tortricidae. Gene Ontology annotation, cellular component: late endosome membrane; lysosomal membrane; plasma membrane. The transcript has 6 exons.
CAAAAUGACGUCACAAAAUGGUCGACGCGGUCGCUCAGUAUAAAAACUAAAAAUUAAGGCAAAGGUUGGUUGUCCAAACUGCUGAUUCUGCCAGAAAUUGUUUCAUUCGCGUCGAGGCAUCGCGGUGGCUUGUUCGAUUAAAUGCUACUUACUUGAUUUGUGUACACAGUGACUGGUAGCUAAGGAGACUCGAGAUGGUUUACCCUGUUGUACUUAAGUUUACGAAAAUGUUGGAGUCUACGUGUCCCGUUUUACUGAAAUUAAUGUGUUUAUCGCUGCUGGUGUGCUCGGUGCAGGGCCUUCAGCUGGACAGCCAGGCCUCCACACGAAGGCCGAGGGUCACGAAGUACAGCAGAACGACCGUCGCUCCGGGGGGCACAACUGAGGCGGUGACAGAACGGAGUUUAUCGACAGCUACAUAUCGCCUCCAGGGCAGCGGCGGGGAGACAUGCAUCCUGCUCACAGUAGACGCGCUUAUAGAUAUCUCUUAUCUCACCAAGCUGAACGAGCGAGCGGAUGCGAACACAUUCGUGCCGAACAACGCGAACGUGGGGGGCGUGUGCAAGGAGGGGGACGCCGAGCAGCUCGUCAUCUCCUUUAAGGACUUCACACUCGAAUUCUCGUUCGCUAAGACACCAGGCGGCGAACGCUGGUAUUCCGGCAACAUCAAACUGAGCUAUAACUCCAGCGCACGAGUUUUAGAGCACGCUGCCAAGCAAGGACGUCGGGUCGUUCUGACAACCGACUCUCGAAAUCUUCUGUUUCCUACUCCGGUCGGCAAAUCGUUCUUCUGUCCUGAGGAGACGGUUAUAGAACUUAAUGAGGAGGAGACUAAUCCAGCCACCGCCCACAAAGCCAAGCUGUACCUCCGCCAAAUGCGUCUCCAAGCCUUCAUGUUCAAACGCGAUGGCGAAUUCGGUCCCCCCUGGCACUGUUCGGACUCGGCCCGAGCGCGCUCCGAGACCGCUCCCGUCGCCGUGGGCGCCGCGCUCGCGAUAGCCACCGCCGGUACUCUGGUCUGUUACGCUAUCUGGCGCUAUUUGAAGGUCAAGAAGGUACAAUAUGACACGAUGGAGUGAAGGGGUUAGGUGCGUUCUGGACGUUUUUGUUGUUUUUAGGGAUAUGCGCGAUAUCGAAAAUAUCGAUAUCAAAAAGUUUAACAAGUUUAAAAUUUUAAUAAGGGAUUUUUUGACAGGAUUUUUUUUUCAAUAACUGACAGCUGUAGAUGUCAGAUCUCAUACUAAAAAGUUCGAUUAUGAAGUAAAGAUAAUGAGGGCUAUCGUUUUUUUGCUUACCAGUUGGCGCCUCUGUUGAUGGUGGUCCAAAAGACUAAAGAACAGCUGUCAGUCAUUGAAGUGACAAGUGGCAUUUGACAUUUCGAACUAUGGAAAAGACCACCAUCUACACUAGCGCCCCUAGCGGCGAAUUCAUACGCGUUAGCCCUCAUUACGUUUCGCUCUAGAUUGCAUUAUUUGAGCGAUAGGGAUGAUAUUAAUUUCAUCGUCAAUCUAGGCUUAUCUGUGUUUGAAAACCCUUAUUAAUGGAUUUAUAUAUUUAGUUGUAAAGCAGCCUUAUGAUGACUUGCUUUUUAUGUUUGAUGUUGUAUAAUUGCUAGCGAAAUGAUGGAACUUUAGAUAAGUGUUUGGAAACGGUUCUAAUGAUAUUUGUAACUUUGUUAAACAAGUUAAAAGGAGAAGGAGUUGCUUUUUAAUCUCACACUUAAUUUUUUGAUGCGAAUGUGAUAUUUCACGAUUUUAUACUUUUUGUGGACGUAGGUAUUUUUUUGUGGGUUAAGUUCAGAACGCAUUGUAUGUAAGCUAAGUUAGUGAGAUCUCAAAACUAAUUAUGCCAAUGUCGAUACCUUUUUAGAGCGGUAGACCAAACUGAUGUCAAUUUGACGUUUGACAAGUUGUCAGAUUUGACGUACGCAAGUGAGAUAAGUAAUAUAUGGUUCGCACGGCUACCAACGCUAAGCGCAAAUUCAUUGUUGCCAUAUCAUAAUUUAAUUACACGUUGAAGUUGAUAGGCUUGUAUUUUAAAUAAGAAUAUGAAAUGUCCAUAUCAUACAUGGGAUGUAUUAUAAUUUCCUUAGCGCAGUUCCUCUAGUGAUGUGAAAUGAAAUAUCGAUCAUUAUUACGAAAUCGUUUAUGAACUCAUUUUUUUGUAAACAAAAUUGAAAUCGAGUGAGUAUAUCAGAUAUUAUAAUAAAAAAAAAUCAUCUACAUAUAAUAGUGUAAUGAACGAAAAAUGAACUAAAAAGGCAGUAAGUCUGCGAGAAAGUUAGUAAUAGUUGUUUAAAAAUGUUGUUGACGGUUGAUUAUUAAUGUAAAAACAUAUUUAAUCCCCAUCCUAUAUAACCCCAAAACUCCCAUAGGUUAGAACCUUUUAUUUACUAAAAAACUAAGAAAAUUGGCUUACACUCAUUGGAAUUAUAAUUUAGAGUCAAUUUACUUGAGGACUAUAAUUAGUGCAUCAUAAUCAUUAUAAUAGGUACAUAUCACAUGAUAAUAAUUAUAUAAUUUAGCGUUCAUUGUAAUUAUAUGGAGGAUAUAAUGAUAUAUAAUUUGUUUGCGGUAGCGGACACUAUAACGAGUACGUGUACAAGCAAUAAGUACGUUUUUAUUAUGCCCGUCGUAUGACAUAUGGCUGAAUCGAUGUUGUAUUGUGCGCAAAACUUGGGGUUACUAGUGUCGUAUAUCGUAUUGUAGAGUUAAGGUUACCUAUGUGCUCCAGGCUGGCUCCAGGGGUCCGAAAAACUCAUAGACAUUACAUAGAUCAGCUAUACGCGUGCGUCCGUGAGGGACAAAACAUACGCAGAGCGACAAUAAUGAUUGGUCGAGUAGAUUUGUAGCCCACCAUAAACCAUACUAAAUUUACGGUGAGGAAGGUGACAAGGACAAACAAUAACAGCUCUUUCUCUGCUACUCCUACCGAAAGAUACAUAAGACUAUCCUGUUCGGUCAUUUCCCCCCACCCCUCAUGACCAAUCCAGCUAUACUAGAUUCAUGGAAAAACUACAUCAGUGUUGGUGACAAGAUCAUACCUACUCAAAAUCUGUAAUUUUUUAUUAGGGAUCUAAAUAAAAUGCAUAUCAGUGCUGUUAACAAGAUCAAAAUAAAAAUUGUAUAUGUUUCUUGGACAGUAAUUUUCUUGACUUAUUAGCUUACAGUUUUUGUAUACUACUUGGUGAAAAUGGUGAACAAAACCGCCACCACAAUGUAUGGAUGCUAGAAUUUUUAAGCGUGAUCCUCUAUAAUGAGAAUUUAACUGUCAGCAGUUUAGGAUAUCAUGGAUUGAGUUCGGAUUCAGAAAGCAACAGUGUCUCUGUAGUAUUUAUGAUACCAAAAAGACCUAUUAAUUGAAUUAAUUUGUGGUAUUUUCUAUAAAAACUGACCUUAUUGUCGAUGGCGCUUACGCCAUUAUUAACGAUGCUGUGAUAAAAAUACAAUGCCGCGCGACGCUGUGCGUCGUAAGCGCCAUCGACAAUAAGGUCCCUUUUCAUAGAAAAUGCCCCAUUUACGCACAGCGUUUAUGAAGACCAGUAAUGCACUGCAGAGCUGUUGAAAAACUAACUCUUGAACCCCUGGACCCGCUGUUAUAAUUCUGUUCAAUAUCUAACAAUAGGGUAUUUGACUACUAGUCAAAUCAAUCUUUUUCGAACUGUCAAAACAAUUUUUCUACUAUGGAAUUUAUAUGAAACACUAGCAUGUGACGUCACAAUCAAAUUACCUACUCUUUAUAGUUUUAUACGGGUUUAAAAAUAGAAGUUGUGGCUAAAAAUAACUGCUGUCUACGUUUCUCUAUUAACCUUUUAGUGCUUAAUUUCAUGCAUGGUGGAAAAUAAUUAAUUUUAAAUACAGUCAAAUACCCUAUAUCUAACAAUAUCUAUCUGUUAUGUGUGGUGUGUGUGUUAUGUUAUCUGUUAUGUUCUGUUAUUUAUGUUCGUUCUUUGUCUAUUUAAAAUCAAUUUGAUUCUACUUUUAAAAGUCUACUUUUUAAUUAUAUAUAUGUGGUAUUUUCUAUAAAAUGGGACCUUAUUGUCGAUGGCGCUUACGCCAUUAUUAACGAUGUUCCGAUAUAAAUACAAUGCCGCGCGACGCUGUGCGGCGUAAGCUCCAUCGACAAUAAGGUCCCUUUUCAUAGAACAUGCCCCAUAUAAUUGACUUACUAUAGGGUACAUGGUUUUGACAAAAACAUAUCAUUUUUGUCAUAUGAUUAACUAUAAGCAUUUCUUUAGGUACUUCGUAAAACCCCAUACUUCCAGUAUACCUCUGCAAUGUAGCAUCGCUUUUUUGUAUAACUGUAUUUAUUACGAGGCAUACAGGCUCUAAAAAUUCUAUUUUAUAUUAUACUUAUUUGUAAUAUUAUACUCAAAUAUAUUUAUAAGCAAAAGAGAAAUAACUAGUAUUAAAGACCAGAGGCCGGAAUUAUCGUGGCAUUUUUGAAUUGUCAUAGCGACUUCUCAUUUGUUGACUUCCGAUAUAUACAUACAUAUAUCGAUACAAUAUAGAAAACAACAUAUUAAAGAAGAUUAAAAGUAGAGGUAAACAACAGGUGGUCUUAACGCUAAAGAGCCAUCUCUUCCAGAUAACUUUUGAGUAGUGAAAAAGAAAUAAAAACAAUGAAAACUUAAUGGUUAACAAUUUCACAUGUAAUUAAUUGGUAUCAGUGUUUUUUCCAUUUCAUAUUCAAUGUCUGGUUUUAGUGCUAACACGUGUUUCAUUAGUUUCUUUAAAAAAUAAAUAGAUAGUCAUAUUUUUUCCAUAUGACGUGGUUUUAAAUUUCUUCCUUUACAGUCUAAUAGCUAAUAUUGUCUUCGGUUACCGCGAUAGUUACUCAUGAAAUAAAACUAUGAAAACAGAUUAUAUCGCGUAUAUUGAAUUUAUAAUACAUCCCGACGUUUCGAACCCUUUACAGCGUUCGUGGUCAACGGGUGACUGAGGAAAAAUUACAAAGUGCAAAAAUACCCACAUACUAAAAUAAUGAACAAUCAUAGACUAUAAACUUUAAGGCUGAUUGUGGUUUUCAUAGUCUUAUAGCUAUCAAGUAUUAACUUUUUAAUAUGUUGUUGUUCUAUAUUGUAUCGAUAUAUUGUAUAUUAUCGGAAUUCGAUUAAUGAGAAAUUUCUACGACAAUUCAAAAAUGCCACGAAAAUUCCGGCCUCUGUUAAGGACACUAGUGGCCAAGUUUUGUUAGUUAAGCGCUAUGUGUUAAAGCUUGAGUAAAGGCUAUAUUUGUUUAUCGUAACCUAAUACUCAUCAAUUACUAUUAUACAUAUCGUUUAAUCUAAGUUAAUGUAACAUGCGUUUUGUGAUCACUGUCGUGUAAGUUUGUAUCUUGUUUGUAUGCAUUUAGGGUUGCAUUUAGCUUAAGUUAGAUAUAUAGUCCCUCAGUCUUGCUUGCUGUACAUAGGGAGAGCUUUCGUUUCGCCAAGUACAGAAUUCCACUUUUAUAUUUAAUCUACUUGGAUUUUUCGAUAUAUUUAUACAUACAUGCAUGAUGCUUUUUUCAUCUAAUGUAAAUAUUUCUUGUCUCGUAAGCCACUUUUCGAAUUUUUCGAUUUGAAUCGCACUAUUUGUUUUGUAUUUCAAAUAAUGUAUCAUUUUAAGAAACUCUGAAUAUUUCUGAAACAUUUUCUAGUAGAAAGAUAUUCUAUUUUCCUAAUGGUUUUGUAUGGGACUCCUGUAGUUUGUUUCCUCAAUAGUUUGAUAGCAUUACGAAGGUAUCGGUGCAUUUGUAUUUUAAAAAUAAUGUUGUACUAAAAAUAUUAUAUGCCAUACGAUUUGUCUUCCAGUAACAUUGAUCUUAACAAUAGCGUAAAGUAUUGUAGCUUAUUAUACAUAUACAUAAUUAUGGUCAUAAUCAAAGGUGGUGGUGUUAUGGUAGAUUGUUAAGAUAGGACGGAGCAAGAGUCAUUGACUUUAGUCGUGUCUAAAUACUCUAACUUAUAAGAAAUGUAAUAAACUCAAAACACCAAUUACAGAUAUUUUGGUAAAGCACAACAUAACAUAACAUUCACCACUAAAUAAUAUCUAAGUGACAUAUCUCAAAUUAUUGUAAUUUAGUGCGUUCAUUUAUUGAAUUGUCUUUAUGAAUAAAUGACGUCGAAAU